CAUCGAUAUAUCGACGCUACUAUCGAUUGCUUGGUAAUUUUUUCCAUCCCCAAGCCGCAUGAAAGUUGAUGAAAAAAUAUUUAGAAAUUCGCGUUUGCUGUUGAAAAAAAAGAUUAUUGUAUUUAUUUAGUCAAGCUGGAGUCAAAAAUGGCACGCAAGAAUGCUCAGGCAGAGGAUCUCUCCAACGUAGAGUUCGAGACGAGCGAAGAUGUCGAGGUAAUACCCACCUUCAAUGCCAUGAACCUCAAGGAGGAACUUCUACGCGGCAUUUACGCGUACGGUUUCGAGAAGCCAUCAGCGAUACAACAGCGCAGCAUUAAACCAAUUGUCAAGGGACGCGAUGUGAUUGCCCAGGCACAAUCCGGAACGGGCAAGACGGCGACCUUCUCCAUUUCCAUCCUGCAGAGCUUGGACACAACGCUGCGAGAGACGCAAGUUCUCUGCCUGUCGCCCACACGCGAGUUGGCUGUCCAAAUCCAGAAGGUCAUUCUGGCGCUGGGCGACAUGAUGAAUGUGCAAUGUCAUGUGUGCAUUGGCGGCACAAAUCUGGGCGAGGAUAUACGCAAACUGGACUAUGGCCAGCAUAUUGUGAGCGGCACACCUGGCCGAGUUUUCGACAUGAUCAAGCGACGUGUUCUGCGCACAAGAGCCAUUAAAAUGCUGGUGCUUGAUGAGGCUGAUGAGAUGUUGAACAAGGGUUUCAAGGAACAAAUCUAUGAUGUUUACCGAUAUUUGCCGCCCGCAACGCAAGUUGUGCUGAUUUCUGCCACAUUGCCGCAUGAGAUACUGGAAAUGACAUCGAAAUUCAUGACGGAUCCCAUACGAAUUUUGGUCAAACGUGAUGAGUUGACACUGGAAGGCAUCAAGCAGUUUUUCGUGGCCGUUGAACGCGAGGAGUGGAAGUUUGAUACGUUAUGCGAUCUCUAUGACACACUGACCAUCACACAGGCGGUUAUUUUCUGUAACACCAAGCGCAAGGUUGACUGGCUGACUGAGAAAAUGCGAGAGGCCAACUUUACGGUCAGCUCCAUGCACGGUGACAUGCCGCAAAAGGAGCGUGACGAAAUCAUGAAGGAGUUCCGCGCUGGCCAGUCCCGUGUCCUCAUCACCACGGAUGUGUGGGCGCGCGGCAUCGAUGUGCAGCAGGUAUCGUUGGUCAUCAACUACGAUUUGCCCAACAAUCGUGAGCUUUAUAUUCAUCGCAUUGGUCGCUCGGGUCGUUUUGGACGCAAGGGUGUCGCCAUCAACUUUGUCAAAUCCGAUGAUAUUCGCAUUUUGCGUGAUAUUGAACAAUACUAUUCGACGCAGAUCGACGAGAUGCCCAUGAAUGUGGCUGAUUUAAUCUAAUCCUUUUUAUUGCAAACUAAUCCUAGUUUAUUUUUACAUAUAACAUGUACAACCGUAAUCCGCUUUUCUUAGCAGUAGCGAACACUACUUGUAAACAAAUGAAAUUAAUUAAUAACAUGAAAAGUAGUUGACUUUCAACACACGCAAA
Molecule: messenger RNA, 1495 nt
Organism: Drosophila grimshawi
Lineage: Eukaryota; Metazoa; Arthropoda; Insecta; Diptera; Drosophilidae
Product: eukaryotic initiation factor 4A-III
Exons: 4
Coding region: 148-1347 (399 amino acids)
Cellular component (GO): catalytic step 2 spliceosome; nucleolus
Molecular function (GO): ATP binding; mRNA binding; RNA helicase activity
Source: RefSeq, a predicted model, not a curated record